UGUCAGGCCCCGCCUAUUUUCUGCUCUCCUGGACCUUUAGGCUUGUCUCGGCCCAUUUGAAGACCAGGAAGUUGAUAAAUCUCGAGGCCCGCUGCUGAGAGACGGUGGCUCGGAUGGGACAGUCGCCAGGGAUGGCGGAGCGUGAGGAUGGAGCGGGUGUCCGGGCUGCUCUCCUGGACGCUGAGCAGAGUCCUGUGGCUCUCCGGCCUCUUUGAGCGGGGAGCUGCCCGGCAGCCCCGGAUCAUGGAAGAAAAAGCGCUAGAGGUUUAUGAUUUGAUUCGAACUAUCCGGGACCCAGAGAAGCCCAAUACUUUAGAAGAACUGGAAGUGGUAACAGAAAGUAGUGUGGAGGUUCAGGAGAUAAACGAAGAAGACUAUUUGGUUAUUAUCAGGUUCACACCAACAGUACCUCACUGCUCUUUGGCAACCCUUAUUGGGCUGUGCUUAAGAGUAAAACUUCAGCGGUGUUUACCGUUUAAACAUAAGGGCUGUGUGCUCCAGGCCUCAAUGAGGAGUCCAAACAUGGAGACAUUCAAGCAGCAGAAGGUGGAGGACUUUUAUGACAUUGGAGAGGAGCUGGGCAGCGGCCAGUUUGCCAUUGUGAAGAAGUGCCGAGAGAAAAGCACAGGGCUGGAGUACGCGGCCAAGUUCAUCAAAAAGCGGCAGAGCCGGGCCAGCCGGCGGGGCGUGUGCCGGGAGGAGAUUGAGCGGGAGGUGAGCAUCCUGCGGCAGGUGCUGCACCCCAACGUCAUCACGCUGCACGACGUCUUUGAGAACCGCACCGACGUGGUGCUCAUCCUUGAGCUAGUGUCGGGAGGAGAGCUCUUCGACUUCCUGGCCCAGAAGGAGUCGCUGAGUGAGGAGGAGGCCACCAGCUUCAUCAAGCAGAUCCUGGAGGGUGUGAACUACCUUCAUGCCAGGAAAAUCGCUCACUUUGAUCUCAAGCCAGAAAACAUUAUGUUGUUAGACAAGAAUAUUCCCAUUCCACACAUCAAGCUGAUUGACUUUGGCCUGGCUCAUGAAAUAGAAGAUGGAGUUGAAUUUAAGAACAUAUUUGGGACGCCAGAAUUUGUUGCUCCAGAAAUUGUGAACUACGAGCCCCUGGGCCUGGAGGCUGACAUGUGGAGCAUAGGCGUCAUCACGUACAUCCUCCUAAGUGGAGCAUCCCCUUUCCUGGGAGACACGAAGCAGGAAACGCUAACAAAUAUCACAGCAGUGAGUUACGACUUUGACGAGGAAUUCUUCAGCCAGACCAGUGAGCUCGCCAAGGACUUCAUUCGGAAGCUUCUGGUUAAAGACACCCGGAAACGGCUCACAAUCCAGGAGGCUCUCAGACACCCCUGGAUCACGUCCAAAGGAGAAGUCAGAGCCCCGGAACAGCAGAAGACAGAGCCCCCCCAGCUGAAGACCAAGCGCCUGAGAGAAUACACCCUCAAAUGCCAUUCGAGCAUGCCCCCCAAUAACACCUACGUCAACUUCGAGCGUUUUGCCCGUGUAGUAGAGGACGUGGCUCAGGUCGACUGGGGAUGCCGUGCCCUGGCAGGGACCCACGACACCAUCCAGGACGAUAUGGAGGCCCUGGUCUCCAUAUACAACGAGAAGGAAGCUUGGUACCGAGAGGAGAGCGAGAGCGCCCGGCAUGACCUAUCGCAGCUCAAGUACGAGUUCCGCAAAGUGGAGUCCUUGAAGAAGCUCCUGCGAGAAGACAUCCGGGCCACAGGGGCCCGUCUCGGAAGCAUGGCCAGGAAAUUGGACCAUCUGCAGGCACAGUUUGAAGCUUUAAGGCAGGCGUUCUCAGCAGACCUACAGUGGAUCCAGGAACUGGUGGGCAGCUUCCAGCUGGAGAAUAGGAACGCAGAUGGCCUGGGCUCCGUGUUCCACAGGGACGCCAGGGAGUCCCUAGUGGAGCUGCCUGACAGAUCAGCCAGCAAGGAAGUCUUGGCCGGCUUGAAGCUCUGAGUACCAGAAUCUAGUCGGUGAUGCAUCCUGGAUGAUUUGCAGAAGCGUGCUUCCGAGUGCCCUGCCAGGGCAUCAGCUAGAAUUAUCCUGCGGGGUGUGUGUCUGUAGCAGAGCUUUCCACCCCCUUCACAGAAUCCAGAACCAGGAAGGUGCUAGCUAGUUAUUCAUUCUGCACCUCCUCUCACCAACCUGUGUUUCUGGGAGGGUGGCUGGCACAGAGAGCAGCCAGGCUGUUAAAACAAUUGCGAGUGAAUACCCCUCCGCAAACCCUUCUCUGGAGGGAGAAUGGCUGACCCUGGGAAGAUGCUUGAUCAUUGAUUUGUAAUAAUGGAUUUGUUCACAUCUCACUUCCCAUCUCUGUGCCUUAGGGACUGCAGACCAAAGGGCAAUCUUUGCCUUAACUAGGGAUAACAAUAAGCCAGUGUGGUGCUUUCCUGCUACAGAAGGAGGGAUUUAAAAUGCACGGAGAAAAUAUUGCCUUUUAUUUGCACUGGCUUUUCACUUACUGAGCACUUACAUCUUUGAUCUUUUAAAGAACUCUGUGAGCAGGAAGGUGGGUGGUAUUAUUAUUGUUGUUACUAUUAUUUCCAUGUAACUGUUGAGGAAAUUGAUACAGAGAGGGAAAGUAACUUACUCAAGGUCUUUCUUAGCUGGUCGAUAUGGAUGGAACAGAAACCUAAGAAGCCUGACCCUCAGAUGAGGUCUAUGGGAAGAAAUAGUGAGACUUUGCUAUAAAUAUCCACCUUCACGUUGAAGUUCAGGUCCAGAGGUAAAGUUAGCAACUUCAUCUAAUUCAUGUAUUCUGCCAGGUAUAGGUAGAAUGCCCCAUUCCUUUAGACGAUUGUCCCAAGAAGUGGGUCCUGGAGGGUGCAGUUCGUGGGUCCUAACUAGCCCUAUCCCUGUCUGAAGAUCAGCUUGCAGAGCAGGAGGCAAGGGGGCAGCAUCUCCCCCUUUCCCCCCUCUACCCCUUCUGGCUAAAGUCCCCAACCUUGUGUUAGGACUAAAGACCAAAAGGAACUCGACAAGAAGGUCCCUUUUCUUAUGUACCUAGGGCACUGGGGCCCUGAAAGGGCUGAGAAACUCUGAGAGUUUAAGACUGGGAAGCACAGGGCGCCUGGGUGGCUCAGUUGGUUAAGCGACUGCCUUCGGCUCAGGUCAUGAUCCUGGAGUCCCGGGAUCGAGUCCCGCAUCGGGCUCCCUGCUCGGCGGGGAGUCUGCUUCUCCCUCUGACCCUCUUCCCUCUCUUGCUAUCUGUCUCUCAUUCUCUCUCUCUCAAAUAAAUAAAUAAAAAUCUUUAAAAAAAAAAAAAAAGAAGACUGGGAAGCACAGGCUCAGUGGUCCCCACCUGACGCCAAGCUUUGAGCACACCUCCCUGAGGACUGUGUGAGGUCAUCUCCCCGGAGGGGCCAGUCAGCCAGCUCAUAUGGGCAGAGCGUGGUGGAGUGUGGGCCCAGCACUAGGCUAGAAGCUUGGGGUGAGGGACCAGAUGGUAUCAUUUCAAAGUGACUUCACAGACUCACAAAACACCCUUGUCUGAUAGGCAGGGUAGGUGUUAUUCCCAGUUUGGAGAUGUGGAAACAGAGAGGUUGUGAUUUGCCCAAGGCCACGGUCGUGGUAAAAGUGGCGCCCUUCUGAUGAUACGUCUGUUGCUCUUUCUUGCUUCCCCUAACUGCCUCAGCUCCAGGAGUUUACUCUCUGCUUACAGGGCAGAGAUACCCAGACUCACCCAUCCAUCUAUUGACAAAUAAUGUUUGAGCACCUGCCAACUGCCGGGCGGUCGGGUUGGCACUGGGGAUACAAUGUUGAGUGAAAACAGGCUUGUUUCCUGCCUUCAUGGAGUUCACAGUCAGGAAAAGGAUUCCAACAUUAAUCUAGAACAUUCUACAAGUACAGAAGUGUAGGUGGAACACAUGCUAUGGAAGAGAAGUGUGUAGCUGGCAGCAGGGGUUUGAUCUAGUCGGGGAAGGCUUCCCUGAGGUGGUGAUGCUGGAAGCGAGGUCCGCAAAGCAAACCAGGGAGAAAGAAGUGUUCCCGACAGAGCUGUCAGGGCUAGGGCUUGGUGGUGGAGGGGGCACGGAAGCUGGAAGGGAGAGGAUAAGGUGGGUAUAUGGUGUAGAUGUGUCUGGAGAGGAGGCAUGACCAGUGGUACUUUGCCAUAUUAAAGAGCUCUGCCUUCAUCCCAAGAAUCAUGGGGAGCCAUGAUGGAUCCCAGGCUAGUCAGCUGCCUGCGCUGCUGGGCAGGGGAGGGCAUGGCCAGUGAGCAGCACAGACGGCAAGUGGUUUGGGACAAGACAUGAGAUUUUGACCCCAUGCAAACCUACCUCCUUUUCCAUUAUCCUGCCAGAUCAUCUCAAAUAUCAUACAUAAUAUUUGUAACAGAAACGGUUUCUAUCAAAUGUAAGAAACCAUAUUUUCAUCAAAUAUAUGAUGCAUUGUUAUUUCAGAUACCAAAAAUAAGAAAGAAAAAAGCCAAGUGAGGUAGGAGACUGCCUCCCCUCCCCCCACCCCAAAGCUGAGACACCUUCACUGAGAAGGCAACCAAGAAAUAAAGCCAUCGUGCAAAAAAGGGAAAGCAAGGAAACGUGUGUUUCUUCCUUAAUGCUAGAUGGAGGAAUGAAAAAUCCUCCCCUGGGAAGAGGAGCCCCAGGUGGGUGGUAAUCACGCAGGUGUGCUUUCUGUAUUUGCCCAAUCCGUGUGAUCCGAAUGAACCUUCAAGCAGAGAAUCUAAUGUCACACGGUCUGAGGUUGGGUGGCCCCCAAUGUCCGACAGAAGCAGUGUGGUCAUCUCCUGGAGCACCUGUCUUCACUUCAGACCCACUGUAAUGAUAUGAUGCCGUUUGUUAGAAGAGAAGUCCUGAUUUCAGAGAUCCAAAAGUGUGUGCAUUUGGAAUCGGAAAUGGAAGAUAGCGAAGCCCUGUUUCCUGUGCCCUGCCUGGGAGACUGGCUACAAGUGACCUGUCUCCAGUCUCUCCAAGAACUUACUCGCCCUUUGGCCAUGUCAGUAGACCUUGAGCUCAUACAACCAGAUCUCCUAAAGAAAGGAAGCCCCCAGCUGAGUAACUCAGGUUAAACUUUCUUGUGAAGCUCGAGAUAAAAGGCACUACAGGAGUAAGACGGUGCUGACUUGAAUUAAGGACACUGGGAACAGGGAGGGGAAAGCGGUUAGUCCAGAAUCAUGGCACUGGCCACUCACCGUUCGUGCUGGGAGGUACUGAGAGGCGAACCACCAGACACUCUCGUUUUACAGCAUUUGACAGGACAAGACCCGGCUGGAGUCAUGCAGCUGGUCAUCCCCAGAGCUGGGGUCAGAACCAUAAGUGGUUUUCCUCCCAGUCGAGGAAUCAUCCUUUCUGUGUUCAUGUCCUGUCAUUGGUAACUAUUUAUUAUUUAGAUGUUUUCUAAGCAGACCCUUUUCUGUACCUAAGAGCUUCUGAACACAAAUGAACUGAGAAGUGCCCCCAGGUCUUUCAGGGAAAUUAGAGGAGGCUGUGACCUUCCUCUGUCACUUGGCCGGUCCAACUCCUGUCACCCUUUGGCAUCAGAACUUGAUGCCAAGGGGAGAGCCCAAGGAGGCCUGUGGAACGCCCAGCUGGAGGAUCCGCUGGAUUCCCCGCCACAUGCGCAUAGCUGGUGUCGUAACCGUGGAGUCAAGGGCAGGGCGGGGCUGACAGUGGCCAGAUGGGGUGUCAGGAGGGGAAUGUUUCACUGGUACCUAGAGGGAGGAAGGCCUGGGGGGCGCUGCCAGGCCACAUCAGCCACAAAGGAAGAGUUUUCAUUCACCACGUAUCGAGAGGUUGGCGUCUGCUCUGUGCAAAUGCCACCCUGGGCUGUCGGGGAGGCUGAGCGUGUGACAUCUUCCUGAUUACGGAUUCCCAAGGAAGAUGGAGAGUCAGCAUCUGGGAAAGGCAGCAGCCUGUCCCCCCUCUGAGGCAGAUGCACAUGGCAUGUGAUAGCUCAGCUUUGCGGGAGGAAAGGUGGAGAGAGCCUGGUAACCGGUGAGGGGGCCGGCAGUGAAGGGACGGGGCAGAGUGAUAAUGGCAGGAGAAGUCAGUCUCCCCCGCGAGCCCUCUCCCCGCACUGCCCACCCUCCCCCACAGGUGAUCGUGAAGAUGGCGGCCCCCCACCUCGCUCUGACAGGCAGGGCACCCAGCCCGUGUGGGAGGUGGCUGUGUGCCCAGCCACCAACCCCACUGUCAGCCUCUGGAAAGGUCUGUGGCACUGAAUGGCCUUUUCUCCUUUGUCUGUGAAACUCUUGGCCUGUGGAGAAGAUUCUUUGCCCUGUAGAGGAGACCCAGCAGUGGGCAUAUUUGAGGAGCAGAAGGGACCAGUUCAUUUGGACAAACACUGAUUGUGCUCUGGCUCUGAAGGGAGGUGACAGAUAAGGACAAGACAACCCCUGAAUAAAAGACUCAGUGUCUGCGACAGAUGGGAACCACCCCCUGCCCCUGAACUGGGAGAUGGGAAAGGCCAUGCUGAGUGAUAAAAUAGAGAUACCCAAUAUUCCAAAAAACGAGAGAGAUCAAUUUGGACUGAGAAAGGGUCAGAGGGUCAGCAGGGGGCAGAAACGUUCUCAGGGAGGGUCCCCCCCUCCAACACCUCCUUCCCAAGCUGUAGCCUGAGAAGGUACCAUGUAGAAUUUGGAGGGGUGGGCAUGAGCCCAGAUUAGGGCCAGGAGCCUGGACCUGUUAAACGGAGAUAAAAGAGGAGCUUUACAGGAAUUUAGGGGGUGUUUUCGCUUUGAACUUUUUGUUGUGGGAAAUUUUCACACAUACCCAGAAGGGUAUAGUGAAUUCCAUAUGCCUCUUACCCAGCUGCAGCAGUGAGCAAGUUAUGGCCCAUAAUCUCACAUGCACCUGCACCACCGCUGUUUCCGGAGUAUUUUAAAGCAAACUUUAGACUUAUUUCACUCAUAAAUUCUUCAGCAUGUAUUUCUAAGCACUUUAUUUUUAAUACUACUCCUGUACCAUCAUCACACCUGACAAAACCAAGAAUCAUUCCUUAAUAUCAUGUGGAUACAUAUUCCAUACUCCCGUGUCUCCACUUUUCUCCAGGUUGUCCUGUUGGGGGUGGUUUGUUCAAAUCAGGAUCUAAACACAGUCCAUGCGUGGCAUUUGGUUGUGACGUCUCUCAGGUCUCCUGUCUUCCAUACCGGUACAUGAGGGAGAGCUUUGGAAACUUUUCCUGGGGACAAAAAAUUGCUCAGAAAACUGAAGGUCCUGGAAAGAGGAUUAAAAGUGCAGAGACCUAACUCAGGAAAGUGAGACCAGGUCAGGCAAGGAAAGGGGGCAUCCCACUCCUUUCCAUUGCCUUCUUCUAUGUGCAGGACGACCUGCAGAGACGCAGUCUCUCCACAGAUCUCCCCACCCAUGUAUAAGGAGGCAGACACUCAGGUCCUCAUAAGCCUCAUGUGCUCCUUUCCUGGGAAGACUGGGAAGUGAAGCCAUCAAAAGGGAGAGUUGGAGGUGCCACCUAUAGAGAGACUGGAUUAAGGGAGAUUGGUGGGGCUGGAGACAGACAGACCCAGGCUGGAGAUGGAAGUGGGUGCUCAGGUGUCCCUGACUUUCCAUGGAGGGUGGGGCUGGAGAAAUGGCACAGAUGGAGAUUUGAAAAGUUGCAAUCUGUUUGCCGUUUCUAGAGGAGGCCUGGUAUUGAGAGAAAAUCUGGAGUGCCUCUUCUUGUAAAGAGAGUUCCUUUUUUGUGCCCGGGGGGUAGCUGCUGUUCCAACUCUCUGCUCUCUGGGCGUCGGUGCUGACCCAGCACACCCUGCUGGACUUUGUCAAGGCCGUUUGCAUCUCCAUAAAAAAAACCUGACUUCAGCCACAGCGUUCUGUCUUCUUGCCUCCUUUCCCGACAUUUUUCCGAGACACUAAACGUGCUCCUGGGAGCCUGGUCAGAAUUGCCCAUACUCUGGCCAAAGGACCUCAGGUUGGAAGGUGGGUACUGUGUGUUUGCAGAGAGGGGAGGGCCAAGAAAAGGCAGAACGCAGCCCCAUCCCCCUGACACCCCUAAUUUAGUCAAAAGUGUUGUUCCUUCUGGGAACAAAUUUCACUGCAGAAUUUAUGUCUCUGACUUCCAAGGAUUAGAUGGUGGUGUCAGCAAGUGGUGAGCCUCUUGGCAACCGAGGAGACCCAUUGAUUAGGAAAGGCCAGCCUGACAGAUUUAUGCCUGGGUGGCCCCCUUCUCAGAGUUCAUGCUGUUUUGUGUAGCACAUAGACAGGGCCCUAGAAGCAAUUGCAUCACCUCCCAUUAAUGGCUUCUGGGAAUGGUCUCCCCUCAUAUUUUAGUUGGGCCCCUCUGCUCCAUGGCUGGUACUGCUGGACCAGUUGGAAGGUAGGAUUCUUAUUAAUGGGAUUCCCCUAACUGCGUGUUGACUUUCCAGCCAUGGGGUUCGGGCCUCUCUCUUCUGGCAAGAGUGCCAAUCAGUAAGUGGAUAAAAAGAGGUCCCUUCCCUCCCAGCGUCUGCUGAUCCCACCUCAUCAAACUCUCCAAGUGAAGUGCAAGUGUCCCCUGCAGGGCUUAGGCUCCAAAGUGAAUGCAGACAUCAGUGAGGUUAGAGGUAGAAAUGUUCUGUGGGUUGGGGAGGCAGGAAAUCACCCUGGGAAGGAGACACUAGUUGCUGGGAGGUGCGGGAGAGGGAGAGUAACAAAAAACAAAUACAGAAUAGAAUGUCAGGUAGUGAUACCUGUCAUGAAGAAGUAGGGUGCAGGCACAGUGCAUUGUAUGGGGCAGUUGGGGUGCUAUUUUAUAUAGAGAAGUCGAGGAAGGCUUCCUGAGGAAGUGACAUUUGAGCAAAGACUGAACAAAGUGACAAAGUGAAUAUAUGAAGGAGCAAGAGCAAAGACCCUGAGAUUUUGGGUUCCUGAGCCAGCAAGCAGACUGUAGGAGCCACAGUGACAGAAAGGAGAGAGGGAAGAGGACAUCAGGGUGGAGCAGGACCCAGAUGGUACAGGCCUUGGGGGGCUUGGUGAGCUUGUUGUGUUCCAUCAAGGGUGCCGGGAAGCUGCUGGAAGGCUUUGAUACCAGUUAAAGUCAGGCUCUGCCCUCUUUUGUGUCUCGCCUCGGGUGAGACCUAGACCCAGGGCUGGGCUUGCCGGUGUGACAGAGGAGGUGAGAGGCGGUGAAGGAAAGAGCUAGGAGAGCUUAGCUGGAUGGUCCCCUCAGCGGCCUCAUCCUCUUCUCUUCCCUCUCUGUCUUCCUCCUUCCCCCUCCCCUCAUUCCCCCUCAGUCUCUGGCCCAAAGAGUGUUUUAGUUUGGGAGAGUGAAGAGCCCCUGGCUUUCUCACCCCCCCUCCAAUGUCGAGGGUAUGUGCACUUUCCUCCCUGCUCCCUGACCCCCACAGAGCUCUGUUGACUCCCAGGCAGAGCCCUGGGGAGCCAUGGUGUCACGGCUGCUGAUCCAGAAGCCCGGGCCUGUCAUUGGCAGGAGUGAGCAGGUCCCGGGUCCGAGGAUUUCAUUCCAGUGUGUCUCUUCAGCAACUCGGGGAAACUAACGUUAUAGCUGUUAAGCACCCACCGGUGUCUGCUCUGGGUGGGGAGGAGGUGGGGCAGAGGACACUGACAAAACCCUGAAGAGAAUUCCUUCUGUGUCCUCAAGUUGUUUUUCACUAGUGAGACGGCCCCACUGCAGAGCUGGCCGAGGUUGGUGAGAAAUACUGAGGGAGCUCCCCUGUGUUUCGGUCCUGGCAGGGAGAGAGUCACUGCCUUUCGGAAGCUGUCUUGGAGAACGUCAUGUUUGACCUGGGCUUUGAAACAGAGGGGCCUUCCGGGAGCACAGGGGCUGGGGUGGGCAUGGAAAGUGCGCCUCCUGCCGGGAGGUUUUAGGUCCCCAGCAGUGUGGGCCAGCCCUAUGUGCCAAGCGCCAUGAGGAAAAACCAGCAAGAACGGAGGAGGGCUCCAGGCGCAGAGGGGAGACAAGCCCAGCGCUCAGGAACCCACAAGCGACGUCGCUCAGCAUUCACUGAGGAGCCAAAUGAGGCAUUGCUGUGAGGAGGCUGUGAGAGCAGGGAGAAAAAUCAAGCUGGGUGGGCCCGUAUGGGUCAUCCCUGGCAGUUCGUUUUCUUGAGGUCAGAGUUCUCUGAGAAUGGAUGAAAUCUAUCAGCUCUCUUUGGAAGAAAUGUAUAUGUGUGCACACGCAUUAAAUUAAAUUUUUUAUUGAGAUCUAAAUCACACACCAUAAAAUUCCCCAUUUAAAAGAAUACAGUUCAGUAGUCUUUAGUAUCUUCCCAAGGUUGUGCAAUAAUCACCACCAUCUAACUCCGGGACAUUUUGUUUUUGUUUUGUUUUGUUUUGUUUUAAGUACUUUUUUUUUUUUUUUAAGAUUUUAUUUAUUUAUUUGUGAGA
Mirounga angustirostris (Northern elephant seal) is the source of this 10298-nucleotide messenger RNA. RefSeq names its product cytosolic iron-sulfur assembly component 2A. Gene Ontology annotation, cellular component: nucleus; cytoplasm. Gene Ontology annotation, molecular function: protein serine/threonine kinase activity; ATP binding. The coding region runs from base 148 to 1959 and encodes 603 amino acids. Gene Ontology annotation, biological process: protein phosphorylation; intracellular signal transduction; positive regulation of apoptotic process. NCBI's taxonomy places the organism in Eukaryota, Metazoa, Chordata, Mammalia, Carnivora, Phocidae. The transcript has 12 exons. The record is from RefSeq and is a predicted model, not a curated record.